Molecule: messenger RNA, 5387 nt
Organism: Xyrichtys novacula (pearly razorfish)
Lineage: Eukaryota; Metazoa; Chordata; Actinopteri; Labriformes; Labridae
Source: the annotation of a GenBank genome assembly
AUGGACGCAUCUCGACUGGUGACGCUAUAUCUGGGCCUGCUGCUUGUUUUCUUUGGGAAUAUACCGUGUUUCCAGUCUGCUGCUAUCAUCUCCCCCUCUGCGCCAAGGAGAAACAGAGGAGCCAGGAUCUCUCAUCAGGACGGACAAAGGUCAUCGAAAUUCCUAAAAGACAUCUUCACAUCUUCGCAUCCCAUCGUGGGCCACCACAAAGAAGACCUAAAGGACGCUAUUGUGCCACACGAAUACAUGCUCUCCAUAUACAGGACUUACUCGGCUGCAGAGAAGCUCGGACUAAACGCAAGCUUUUUCCGCUCCUCUAAAUCUGCCAACACCAUAACAAGUUUUGUGGACAGAGGAACAGGUUGGUUUCAGUCUGCUGCCAGCUCCAUCAGCUCAGUAUUGCAUAAUUCUGUGGCACAGUUUGUCCUCAGCUGACAUGUCUGAUAUUCUCUUCUUGUUUAGGUUUUAAAAAAAAGUUGCUCAAAACUUUAGGAAUGCAAGAAACAUGGAGGGAAAAGAUCAUGGCAGCAACUUUUACGCACGCGUUAAAGCAUGCAAAAUUGUGUGCCAUUGGAGUUUUACGCACAAAAUUAGCUUAUCUAUAAAUUACAAGAUCAUGUGUUAAACUAAGGUCGUGCAAGCUCAAGUAUUACAUGUUGAUUACGAACCGAUCUGUGAUCGCACAGCUGCCGAAACAUGUAACUUUUUCCCGAGUAUGAAGUUAUAUUACACUUAAAUUAACCCCCGGGUGACACGACAGUAAAACACUAAUUAAGGCGCUCUCUAAAUGAAGGUUGUAAAUCUCUGUCAGUGCAGGCUGCGUAAAUCUACUCUGCUUCCAACCACGUGAAUACUCAGGGAACUUUUCCAUAUACCACUUCACUCAGCUGUUCUUUCAUUCUCGGUUUUUCUUUUUUUUUCCCAUUUAUCCCCAUUCUUAAACUCUCAGCACAAGAUGGGUUUUAAAAAUGCAAACCUGGAAUUGUUUUAAAAGUUAAAACUCUUGCAGUUUCGGAGUCCAGUUUGGCCCACUUAUGUGAACAAAAGUGAGCUGGGGGCCGUGGCAGAGCGGCUCGGUGUGAGAAGCAGGUGUUUGGGUCAGUUAACUUGUGUAACCAAGUGAUUUGACCAGGCCGCAAGGACAAACACAAUCUGAUAAAUACAAACACAUUUCACACACACAGGGGGGACAUAAGCCGAGUUAAUCUUUGCUGGGGAAAUAAAAGCUAUCUUUGUUUGCGUCCCCUCCUGUCUCAAACACUUGGAGCUUCAGAAAAGUAUCCAUCAUUACGAGAUACGUGGAGCAGAGUCGGCUGCUUAAAUCACAUUAUCUAUAUGGGGUGAAAUUUCAUGGUGUGCAAUUUUCCCAGUGCAAACCAGCUUGAUUUUAAAGACCCAAGUUCAAUGAAAAUAUCUUAAUAUCAAGUUUAAGGGAAACUAACUUAUCUUUAAAUUUACUGCAUUGAAAGUUAGUGCCAAGAUUUCAAGCACAGUUGCUGGUUUCCAAACUAAAAAGAGAAGGCUUUAAGGAUGGAGAUAAAGCUUAAAGGGCCCGUCCUCGUUGCCACUACUUGCAGUGUGAACUGAUUUGAUAUGAAAAACGCCUCACUUUCUCCUUUGAUUUUGAUGUGAUGUGUCACUGGCUCUGACCCCGAGCUGGACCCUUUGAGAGCUGCUUGGCAUCGAAGGGCUGAUUGGAGUAUUUGAACUCGGUGAUCUAAUUGAGUGUUCAUGUCAUAACAUAUCAAACACUGUCUAUUCUCCCAUAAUGACCCAGCUCGGCAACGAUGGGCACAUCACCAAAAAUCGACGAAAGGAAAAAAAAAAAAGAAAGAGCAUUUCCUCCGCUGUGAAGUGGUUCAUACUUUUUUUUCUCCUGCGGAACCUCCCUUUGCGACCGCUACUUUAAUUACGGAAAAUUAUUAUUUUUUUCCUUCCCUUCUUUGAGUUCAAGCGCACUUGGUUCCUUUUGGGAUUCCUUCCACAGCAUCCCCAAAGUGUUGCGCUGCAUUAACCUACAGAAUGAACCUCAGCUGGAAGUUAUUCGGGAAUUUGCCUCCAUCAGAAGGCAGCUUUUUUUUUUUUUUUUGACGCGUAAAGUAACAGGUUUUGCAUCUUUGACGCAUUAAUUCUGCACUCAGAGACAGGUUUUAUCGAGUGCACCGACAAUCUACGGCUUCUUUAGCUUUCAAACUUUAGUGGGCAAAUGAAUUUCGCUUAUAAAAGUAGGCAGGGUGUUUCCUGGAGGUCAAAAAAGGCAAGAUCAGAAAAGAAUAACCCGAAUCUGAAAAUUACUUUUGGCACUUGGGGUAACUCAUUAAAGCGCAGAUGGUGCAGCCCGGCCUCCCUCUCUUCCUCUCUCCCUCGUUUACUCUCUCUCUCUCUCUUUCUCCAAACCUAGGCAUGGAUGACAAAAACAUGUUUUUCAUUUGUUCAAAUACAAGAUACAAGGUCAAACAAAAGUGCGCAGGAUGCCGUUUAAACCGCAAAGUUCAAUUUAUCGCAUUCUUCUCCAAUUAUCCACCUCCAGACAUGCGCGUAAUGAAAAAGUUAAGCAUUUUUUUCAACAUUACAAUGAAAUUAAGACAACUUUGUACGUUUUAAAGUGUCAGCACGAAUAUCUCUCAGUAAUCCAAACAGUCAGUCAGUCAGUCAGUCAGUCAGGCCAUGCAGGCGCGUUUGAAGCGGAAUGUUGUCGUUGGCAGGAUGGGAUGAAAUAUAAGAGGGGAAGUGCUCUAAUGAGGAUGUUGGGAAUUCAGAACUGUUAAUUAUUUGGUGAACUUGUAUUCGAUUUGUUUGAGGUCUUAUUAAAAAAAGAAUCCUAAUUCAGACCAUACGGACAAAGUCCCUGAAACGAGCACAAGGUUUUAAUCUGCCUCUACUGUUGGACUCGGCGUAGCUCAAGGAGGGAAACUGACAAACGGACUCGAGCCCUCUUUAGAGCAAGUUUUAUAACUGAUACAAAGAUAUCCCACUUCUACUAUAGAUUAAAAUCCACGAGAAAAAAAAGAGACAGAUGCUUUCAUUUUGUAAAGCCAAAAGAAAAUUACAAUUUUACGAGACAUUGGAUUUUAAACCUCACAUUUUAGGAGAAGGUAAAAAUAAAUAAAGAUAAAUUAUUUGGCUAAAUUCAACUGCUGCAAGGACCUAUCAACAAGGGGGUGAAUAUUUGACACGUGUGUUUUAUGCUGCAAAUAAUAAUAAUAAUAAAUAAUUUUUGGCCUAAAACCAAAGAGUCAAGAGUAAACAGCUGCUCACUAACUUAUUAUGAUUAUAAAUGACUGAAAUGAACAGAAAGUGUAUUAUUUUUUUGGAGUGAAUUCGUUAAGAGGACGCUGACUCCUUUCAUGCAUUGUUCCACACUGUUGCAGCUCCGUCUCAUUGGUUCGCCUUAGUGGAAUAUUUGCAGGCCUCCUGGGUCUGCGGCAGGGAAUAAUGCAUUAAUUGUGUAUUGUUCCGUUGAGUGUACAGUAUGUCGCCUUUGGUCCGUUGUGUCUGGCAGCACCCAGGGGCCUUCACAUCACUAGGCCCCUUGUUUUUCUUUUUUUUUUUUCUUCUCCCCCUUUCCCUUCCUUCUUUCUUUCUUUGCCUCACAACUCUGCAAGAGUUCCCCAAAAAGAAAACAUCUCUGAAGUUGUGACUGCUGCUCAGAUUUAAGAGCUUCUGAGGCCAUAAAGAGGGAAAAGUUCACUUCAACUCCGUCAAGAAGCUGGAAAUUAAUAAUUAAUCUGUCAUCAAGUGAAAUGAAGGCAGAGUAUGUUUCCAUUAAAACAUGCUGGCUUUGAUUAAAAGUGACAUUGCAUUACAUUUAGAUUGGAUUAUUGUCACUGCAACGAAUUUUAACACCUUUUUAGCGGAUAAAUACAUCAUAUAUUUAGACUGCUGUGGGAAAAUGUUUUGAGAAUCUCUCUGCAUAGGAAAUGAACGCCUUUGGUUUCUAAAGCAGUGAUUUUUUUAAGUGUUAUAUGCCAAAUAUAAGCAUGAAAUAUUUUACCCAGCAUCAAAAUCCACUCAGUAAACUUGCUAACUGGUCUUUAAUGAUAAAAAUGUUACGAUACCGUAAAAUCCAAGCAAAGAAACUGAACUGAACAUCUGUUUUAAAUCGAUUUCAGAGUUGGAUUAGAAAUCGAGUCUAUUGCCUGGAUUCGUCUGGAUGACAGGGUGGAUCUUAUCAAUAAUAAUAAUAAUAAACACAAUAAUAAAGGUGGUGUUAACUGAGUUUUUUCACUUGUCAGCUACAGUUUGUUUCAAGCAGGUUCAGAGUGGACAUGUGAAAAACAAGGGAAGAAAGAGAGAGAGGGGAAGGCCCCUGUGGGAGAAUGUGAGCCCCCCCUCUGAACACUGUACACCCUAAGUGAAUCUGACUGCAAUUAUUUUCUUCUUUUAUCCUUGCAGACGAUCUUUUGCACUCUCCUCUGCGAAGACAAAAGUAUCUGUUUGAUGUCUCAACCCUUUCAGACAAAGAGGAGCUGGUCGGGGCGGAAUUAAGGAUAUUUAGGAGAGCGCGCGGAGAUUUGCAGAGUUCCCUGCAGACCACAGGUCUGUACGACAUCCAGCUCUACCCCUGCCGCUCUGACAGGCUGCUGGAUUCCAGGUCUCUGGACCCACUGGAUUCCACCAAGGCCGGCUGGGAGGUUUUGGACGUGUGGGAAAUGUUUAAAGCACACCAGCAUCAUCAUCACCACCAUCACCCCCAUCAUCCUCCUCACCAUCAUCCUCACCAUCAGCAGCAGCAGGGGAACCAGCUCUGCCUCCAGCUCCGCGUCACUCUCGGAAAAUCAGACACCGAGGUGGACUUGAGGCAGCUGGGUCUGGACAGGAGCAGCCGGUCCCAGCGGGAGAAGGCCAUCCUGGUGGCUUACACGCGCUCCAAGAAGCGGGAGAACCUGUUCAACGAGAUGAAAGAGAAGAUCAAGUCGCGGAGGUCGGUGGAGGAGCAGGAGGAGGCGCUGGUGGUGAAGGCGGCGGAGGAGGGGGUGUCGCUAAGGGGGGUGAAAGGAGAGGGGCCCCGGCGGCGGAGGAGGACGGCGCUGAGUAACCGGCACGGGAAGCGGCACGGGAAGAAGGCCAAAUCUAGGUGCAGUAAAAAGGCGCUGCACGUGAAUUUCAAAGAGCUGGGCUGGGACGACUGGAUCAUCGCGCCCCUGGAUUACGAGGCAUACCACUGCGAGGGGGUGUGUGACUUCCCUCUCAGGUCGCACCUCGAGCCGACCAACCACGCCAUUAUACAGACGCUCAUGAACUCCAUGGACCCCAAUAGCACCCCACCUAGCUGCUGCGUCCCCACCAAACUCAGCCCCAUCAGCAUCCUGUACAUAGACUCAGGCAACAACGUGGUGUACAAACAGUACGAGGACAUGGUGGUGGAGCAGUGUGGGUGCAGGUAG